Messenger RNA from Oldenlandia corymbosa var. corymbosa, 1415 nucleotides. The record is from the annotation of a GenBank genome assembly. NCBI's taxonomy places the organism in Eukaryota, Viridiplantae, Streptophyta, Magnoliopsida, Gentianales, Rubiaceae.
GAUUUUGGAUAAUAAAAAAGAUGAAUCCUUUUCAUACUCACACUCCGAUUCUCAUUUCCUGAUUUCUCUCUCCGUUUUCCCCCCAUUUGAUCAUUUCCCCUUUUCCCAUCGUUUAGGUUUUUAUCUUUUCUUCUAUCAUCGCCCACAAAACCAACAAAAAUAAAUUCAUUAUGGGUGGAGGAGCGGCGAUGAGAGCGGCCGCGAAAGCUGCCGGAGCGGGUAUUCUCAACAAUGGCCUCCGUAUUGUCGUUCCCGAUUACUCUGCCUCUUCUGCUUCGCGUAAAGUUAUUCAGCUUCAGUCUAUGUCUGUCUCCACGUCGGCGAACGCCGUCAAGACGGAUAUUUCCGAUCCCGACACGGUGCCUGUGCAUCGGCCGUGUUGGGAAUUCGAGGACUGGGAAUUGGCCGGCGGCGAUGAGGAAUUAUCCGGCCUUACUCAAGAAGGGUUUUCCAGGCUUGUCUUUGGCGCUGCCCCGUCGCUUGAUGAAGCCCAAGAGGCCACUUCCGAACUCAAAGACGUUCUUGACAAGGCUUAUCUGUCUUCUCCUGUGUCACCACGCUCGUGGCAUUCACAAUCAGAGGUAUCAGAUACCAAACCAUUGCGGAGCAGUGAGAAGGUUCUUGCUGCAUCCUCUCCAAAGCAUGCAAUGGAAGCAUUCAAGUUUUUGAAUGAAAGCCCUGCUGUUCAGAAUGUUGUUGCUUCAAUUGCAUGCGAUCCGAAUGUGUGGAAUGCAGUGCUGCUUAAUCCUACUCUUCAGGAGUAUAUACAGUCACAAAAUAUUGGUGCUUUUGGCGUUGAUCAAUGUGAAAAUGAGUUGACCGGAACUGAUAUUCUUUCCCCAAGAUCUCAUCAGAGGCAUGAUGGUGCUGAUGACCCUGGGGAAUCCAAUCCCUCAAUUGGGAUUGUUGAUUACUUGCGGGAACUUAAACUUACCGUGGUUGACAUGCUGAGCAACUUGGGUGACUACUUCCAGAUUCUGUUUGGUGGAUAUGAUGGCGAAAAUAAUAGUAAAGGCACAAUGUCCAGUUUUGUCGACAAGGCUCUAGGACCUUCAUUACUUGGCUUGGCCAUAAUGGUUAUACUGGUGGUUGUGCUGAAGAGAGCUCACUGAUAUUUAUUUAUUCGACGAAGCUACGGUUACAUUUCACAGAGCUUAUGGAGAGGAUGUCCAAGAUAGCAUCGAAGUUGCUUGUGUAGAUGGUUGUGAAAACUUCUCGUUUCUUUCGAGUUUCUAUACAUCACUUUGGGUCUUAUCAUUUGUCAUCUUCUUGAAUAAAUACAGAGUAAUUUAUUUGUUUCGUUGGAAACUUUUUGUAAUGCUUAGUGAAAAUGGUUGAUGUUUCAUAAAUAAAUAGCACAGUUCAUUAUUUUACUACUUGCUGCAGAAAUGCCACACUGGUUAAUUUAGAGCACC